GUGCAGCCACAUGAGUGGGGAUGGAUUGUGGCACCACUACAGUUGUAGUUGACUCUUUAAUUCAGCUCUUUAGCUAUUUUUCCCUUUUAAUUCAUUUAAAGCAUAUUACUUUAAGCAGCUUUCUUUUUUCGUCAUCAUUAUAAAUUUAUCACCGCCUGUCUUAAUGUGCUGCUGACCCUGUCUAUUUGCAGUUAACAACUAAUGCUAGCUCGAUGCUAACUUGACAGGGUAACCGCGUUGACACCAUACAAAGGUCAUCACUCGUCUUUUAUGCUCAUUCACCUCGUUUCGCUGUUCAGUCGUCAUGGAAGACGAAGCCUUCACUGACAUUUGCGGUAAACCAAUCUCUCUGGACUGUCAGAGUCACUCCAGCUUUUGCAGGGAGUUCAUUAUCAGCUCCCCAAAAGUGUCCAUGGGCAAAGUGAUGGUAUACACCUGCUCCGUGUGGCUUCUGGCAUAUGCAGUGUUCUUCUUCACCCAGAACACUGCCGUUCUGUCUGGCGCUAUUCUUGUCACCCUUGUUGGCAUGAUGCUUCACAUCCACUUUGUGAAGGUAGACCACGAGUCCCUUCUCGUCAUUGGCUCCUUAGGCAUCCAGGUGUCCUCCAGCUAUGCCUCGGGCCGCGAGAUAACCACUUUCAUUGAGAUGAGCAAGAUCAAGGAUAUCGUCAUCAAUGAAGCUAUUUACAUGCAUCAGAUUAUCUACUACCUCUGUGUACUGUUGAAGGACCCCUCAGAGCCCGAUGCAGUGUCAAGUGUUGUGCCAUUGUUUCAGAGUUCAAAGCCAAGGCUGAACUGCUUGGUGAAAGUCUACAAAAGCUGUCAGGAGAUUCUUUCAAAGUGCCAAUGAAGCACAUGUCAUACAGGAACACCUGAGGUCAUUCACCAUGUUUUUCUUUUAGCCUCUUCCUUGUUUGUGUUAAUACAUCUUAGGUGUAUUUUAUAUACAUUGCAUUUCUUAAUGUUUUGCUUUCAAGGAUAAUGGUGUCAUAAUGUUGUACUGUGUUACAUGAUUAAUUUAAAAUAAAUAAAACACUGGUCUUGA
Pundamilia nyererei is the source of this 1045-nucleotide messenger RNA. It is a transcript of the gene pigh, whose product is annotated as phosphatidylinositol glycan anchor biosynthesis, class H. The record is from RefSeq and is a predicted model, not a curated record. Gene Ontology annotation, biological process: GPI anchor biosynthetic process. Bases 305 to 850 code for a protein of 181 amino acids. Lineage: Eukaryota; Metazoa; Chordata; Actinopteri; Cichliformes; Cichlidae. The transcript has 4 exons. Gene Ontology annotation, cellular component: glycosylphosphatidylinositol-N-acetylglucosaminyltransferase (GPI-GnT) complex.